Myxocyprinus asiaticus (Chinese sucker) is the source of this 2418-nucleotide messenger RNA. Its product is annotated as protocadherin gamma-A12-like. The record is from RefSeq and is a predicted model, not a curated record. Gene Ontology annotation, cellular component: plasma membrane. The transcript has a single exon. Lineage: Eukaryota; Metazoa; Chordata; Actinopteri; Cypriniformes; Catostomidae. The coding region runs from base 1 to 2418 and encodes 805 amino acids. Gene Ontology annotation, biological process: homophilic cell-cell adhesion. Gene Ontology annotation, molecular function: calcium ion binding.
AUGAAAAGGAAAUAUUUUCUUUCUUCAUGGCCGCCAGGCGUGUUGCUGUUAUGUGCGCAUUUUCUCUGUGGCGCGUAUGGGCAGGUCCGUUACUCCGUGCCAGAGGAGAUGGCACCCGGCUCAUUCGUCGGAGACAUCGUGAAAGACCUGGGUCUUGAGCUUAAAAGGCUAACAACGGGGAAAGCGCGGAUCUUUACAGUCGGUGGCCGGGAAUAUGUGGAGCUUGACCGGCAGAAAGGGCACAUCAUUGUCAAGGAGAGAAUAGACCGGGAGCUUUUGUGCGCUGGUGCUGUGUCCGCAUGCAGCCUGAGCUUUGAAGUCAUCUUAGAAAAUCCCAUUGAGCUCUAUCGCAUCACAGUAGAAAUAUUGGAUGUAAAUGACAACAGUCCUGCUUUUCCAAGAGGUGAAAUUACAUUAGAAAUAAGCGAGUCCGCUUCUAACGGAGCGCGUUUUACUGUGGAUAGCGCAGUUGAUCCUGAUGUGGGCAUUAAUAGUAUUCAGAGUUAUUCCGUUCAUCCAUCCGACCAUUUUACUCUAAAGACAAACAGUCGAUCUGGUAGUGGUAAAAACGUCGAGCUUGUUCUGCAAACGCAUUUAGACAGAGAGAAAAAAGAACAUUUGUAUUUGACUAUAACUGCCUCAGAUGGAGGCGAUCCGAAACGCUCUGGCACUGUAAAAAUCCACAUUAUUGUUUUAGAUAUCAAUGACAAUGCUCCAGUGUUCCUGAAGGACACAUACAGAAUAUCUGUCCCCGAAAACACUGCGAAAGGAUCGUUGUUGAUCACUGUUAAUGCAACCGAUGCUGAUACGGUCUCAAAUGGACAAAUUGGAUAUUAUUUCGAGCACACCACGCCCAAAAUCCGAGACCUGUUUUCUGUCGAUCCGUCGAGUGGUGAAAUACGGUUGAUUGGUGAGCUUGAUUUUGAGGAGUCUGCUAUCCAUGAGUUUAAAAUUCAAGCUAAAGAUCAGGGGGGGUUAUCCGACUCGUCUGAGGUGAUUGUGGAGGUAACAGACGUCAAUGAUAACGCACCAAAAAUAACGCUUAUGUCUUUUUCAAACACUAUACCUGAAAAUUCCCCGCCUGGCACCGUUGUGGCCAUGAUAAACAUACAAGACAGUGAUGCUGAAGAAAACGGAAAGGUUACCUGUUCAAUUGAAAGAAGUCUUCCGUUCAAAACAGAAUCAUCUUUGACGAAUUAUUACAGUAUAGUCACGGACACCGAGCUAGAUAGAGAGGAAACAGCAGAAUAUAAUAUUACUAUCACUGCCAAAGAUGGUGGCCGCCCGCCUUUGUUUAGUAAAAAGACAUUGAGCGUAAAACUCACAGAUGUGAACGAUCAUGCACCUCAGUUUGAGCAGGACGCAUAUAAUGCGUAUGUGAUGGAGAAUAAUUCUCCAUCUCUGUCUUUGUUCAGCGUAAAAGCGCAUGACGCAGAUUUGGGAGCGAACGCACGCGUGUCCUACUUCAUUUCUGAUAAUGAUUUGAACGGCACACCGAUUUCGUCCUUAGUUUCGAUCAAUUCGGAAAGUGGGGCGGUUCAUGCAGCGAAAUCAUUUGAUUAUGAGCAAUUAAAGUCCUUUACAAUUACAGUCAAAGCGCAAGACGGAGGUUCCCCUCCUCUCAGCAGCAACGUGAGUGUGAAAAUAAUUAUUCAGGACCAGAAUGACAACGCGCCUCAGGUUCUGUAUCCGGUCCAGUCUGGUGCUUCUGUGGUGGCUGAAAUAGUGCCUCGUUCGGCAGAUGUGGGUUAUCUGGUCACUAAAGUGGUGGCUGUUGAUGUGGACUCUGGACAGAAUGCCUGGCUCUCAUAUAAACUGCAGAAAGCCACUGACAGGGCGCUGUUUGAAGUGGGCUUACAGAAUGGAGAAAUAAGAACUGUACGUCAAGUGACAGAUAAAGAUGCUGUGAAACAAAGGCUCACUGUUGUAGUGGAGGACAACGGGCAGCCCUCUCGUUCAGCUACAGUCAAUGUGAACGUGGCGGUGGCGGACAGCUUCCCUGAAGUGCUCUCGGAGUUCACUGACUUUACGCACGACAAGGAAUACAACGACAACCUGACUUUUUAUCUGGUCUUGGCAUUGGCUGUAGUUUCCUUUCUCUUUAUCGUGUCUAUCAUAGCCAUACUGUCAGUCAAAUGCUACAGAUGGAGACGUGAGAGGAUGUAUUACAAAUCUGGAGCGAAUCUGCCAGUUAUUCCGUAUUAUCCGCCUCUUUACGCAGACGUAGGGGGCACAGGAACUUUACAGCACGUGUACAAUUACGAGUUGUGUGGCACUGCUGACUCCAGAAAGAGUGAUCUGAAAUGUUUGCGGCCUUCUAGUCAAAGCGUUUUAAACGUUGAAUUGAGUGGCACGAGGACUGUGCCUAGACAAACCCGAGAAACGGAGGAGCCGGAUGUUUGUACAGAGGUGAGGUGA